Rhopalosiphum maidis (corn leaf aphid) is the source of this 694-nucleotide messenger RNA. Its product is annotated as charged multivesicular body protein 4b-like. Gene Ontology annotation, biological process: vacuolar transport. The coding region runs from base 341 to 637 and encodes 98 amino acids. NCBI's taxonomy places the organism in Eukaryota, Metazoa, Arthropoda, Insecta, Hemiptera, Aphididae. The record is from RefSeq and is a predicted model, not a curated record. The transcript has 3 exons.
GCUACCGAUUUUCCGUAGUUUAUGUAUUUAUUCGUGUGAUUUUGUUUUUUAAAAUUAAAUAAAUUAAAUUAUUUACCUAAUCACUUUGGGAAUUUUUCAUUCAAUACGCUUUGAUAGUAAUCUACAGGUCGCACUAAAUAAAUUAUUUCAGAGUAAAAGUAAAGACUUUGAUUCAUUAAUAGGUAGGUACCGAUUACCGAUCGUUUCUCCGAAAAGCGCAAACAAUAUUAUUAUUAUUUAUUACCGAUAGUUACGCCGUACACCGUUGGCAAAUUAAGGAAUUGAAUCAAAAUAUUUUGGUGAGGCUCCAUAAUGGCAUAAUGAAUAUUCGUGCUCAAAAAUGAGUUUAUUACGCAAGUUAUUCGGAGGGAAGAAGAAAGAAAAAAAGAAAUCAUUAAACGAGUACGAUUUGUUGCAAAAAUUUCAUUCCACACAACAGUUUUUGAUGGCGAAACGUGAAAUGUUGGACAAGAAUAUAAAAAGGGAGUUGGCUAUAAUUAAAGCAAAUGUCAAGAUAAAUAAAUCAGUGGCGUUGAAUGCAUUGAAACGAAAAAAAUGUUAUGAAAAACAGUUAUCAGAGAUUGAUGGUAUGUUAUUGACACUUAUAAAACAAAAUUUGUUGAUCUUAAACGUGUAAGCCAAAACACAAUUUUGGUGAAUUCUACAAAGUGAAAAUGAAUAAAUGUGUAAGCAA